Messenger RNA from Closterium sp. Naga37s-1, 1554 nucleotides. Lineage: Eukaryota; Viridiplantae; Streptophyta; Zygnematophyceae; Desmidiales; Closteriaceae. The record is from the annotation of a GenBank genome assembly.
AUGGCUCCCCAGCCGUCCUUAUCUUGCCUCCUGGGGCUAUGCGCUCUGCUGCUGGUUCCUCUCGUGCUUGUUGAGGGAAAGGAGUAUGUGAUUACCCUCGAUUCCUCGAAUUUCGACGAGGUGGUCCCCAACGAAGAGUUUAUUGUUGUCGAGUUCUACGCGCCGUGGUGCGGGCACUGCAAGAACUUGGCUCCAGAGUACGAGAAAGCGGCUAAGGCGCUUGCGGAGGCGGGAUCGGCGGUGAAGCUGGCCAAGGUGGAUGCGGACGAGGCGAAGAACAAGGGCCUCGCGAAGAAAUACGACGUCAAGGGCUUCCCCACCCUCAAGAUCUUCCGCAAGGGUUCGGACACCCCCCAGGAUUACAACGGGCCGCGCGACGCGGAUGGCAUUGUGAGCUAUUUGAACAAGCAGAGCGGCCCGGCGACGAGCGAGGCCAAGUCCGCAGAGCACAUCAAGGACCUCGCCGCGUCCGAGAGCGUCGUCGUGGUGGGCGUGUUCAAGGACCUCGAAUCGGAGGAGUUCAAGGCGUUCUCGGCCGUGGCGUCUCUCUUCCGCUCCGACUAUGUCUUCGUGCACACCACUGAUGCCGCGCUGCUGCCCGAGACCGGAGGGCCGCUCGCCGCGCCCGCCGUGCGCGUGCUCAAGCAGUUCGACGAGGGCUUCGCCGACACCACCGCGGUGGAGGUGGAGGCGUUGAAGGCGUUCGUGGAGCAGCACUCGGUGCCGCUGGUGAUCGAGUUCUCGCAGGACCCCAAGGACCGCACCUUCCUCACCAAGGUCUUCGAAUCCAACAAGCCCAAGGCGCUGCUGUUUUUCUCGUACAAGGCGGACAACGCGGCGGACUUCCGCGCGGAGUACACCAGCGCGGCCAAAGCGCACUCCGACGCCAUCCACUUCGUCAUCGGCGAGGCGGCCGUCAACGACCACGCGCUCAAGUACUUCGGGCUGACGGCGGCGGACACGCCAGCGAUCAUCGUCCACGAUCCCGAGUCGGACGGCAAGUUCGUGAAGAGCCUCAUCCAGCCCGCCGACAUCGCCGCUUUCAUCGCCAAGUUCAAGGCGGGCGAGGCGGAGCGGGUGGUGAAGUCGGAGCCGAUCCCGGCGGACAACAGCGGUCCCGUGAAGGUGCUCGUCGCCAAUGCCAUGCAGGAGAUGGUCUUCGACUCGGGCAAGAACGUGCUGAUCGAGUUCUACGCGCCGUGGUGCGGGCACUGCAAGAAGCUGGAGCCCAUCUACAAGGAGGUGGGGCAGGCGCUCUCCAGCGACCCCGAUGUCAUCGUUGCCAAGAUGGACGCCACCGCCAACGACGUCCCACAGGCAACCUUCUCUGUCAAGGGCUUCCCCACCAUCUAUCUGUACACGUCUGAAGGCAAGGUGGUGUCUUACAGUGGUGACCGCAGCAAGGCGAGCCUGGUGGAGUUCGUGCAGAAGAACAAGACAGCUGCCAAGGGGGAGAAGAGCGCCGAGGAGAAGGCCGAGGAGGCCGAGCUGGCUGCGGGUGGCAAGGCGGACGAGGGCGAGGGUGCUGUCGCUGAUGCCAAGGAUGAGCUCUGA